UCUACACCGACUCACAAGUCACAACACACAAGCUAAGCCAGCCAGCCACACUGCAGUAUACACCGAGGCCUUUCCUCCCUCUGUCACUCUGCUCACUGGCAUACAUUGCUACUGCACGCGUAGUCACAUUCGCAGUUCACUGCCAAGAAGAUCUCUCGUAGUCAAUUGCCCUGAUCAGGCUAUAGUUAUACCCUUGUGGGAGCGCAAGGAAUUGGGAAGGGGAGAAACUUGCAAGGAAGGGAAAACAAAGGGCAAGAGAGAGAGAGAGACAGAGACAGGGAGUCUCUGCCGUGAUCGCGCGAUGGGGCGAUCGCCGUGCUGCGAGAAGGAGGGGCUGAAGAAGGGGCCGUGGACGCCGGAGGAGGACCAGAAGCUGCUGGCCUACAUUGAGCAGCAGGGCCACGGCUGCUGGCGCUCGCUGCCCGCCAAGGCCGGGCUGCAGCGGUGCGGCAAGAGCUGCCGGCUCCGGUGGACGAACUACCUCCGGCCGGACAUCAAGAGGGGCAAGUUCAGCUUGCAGGAGGAGCAGACCAUCAUCCAGCUCCACGCUCUUCUCGGGAACAGGUGGUCGGCGAUCGCGACGCACCUGCCGAAGCGCACGGACAACGAGAUCAAGAACUACUGGAACACGCACCUGAAGAAGCGGCUGGCCAAGAUGGGCAUCGACCCGGUGACGCACAAGCCGCGCUCCGACGCGUCCGGCGCCGGCGGGGCGGGCACUGGAGAUGGCGCUGGCGCGCAGCACGCCAAGGCCGCGGCGCACCUCAGCCACACGGCGCAGUGGGAGAGCGCGCGGCUCGAGGCCGAGGCGCGCCUGGCGCGCGAGGCCAAGCUGCGCGCGCUCGCCGCGUCGGCAUCAUCCGCCUCGGCGCACCAGCAGCAGCAGCACUACCUGAACGCGGCGCCCGCGCCCGGCCUCGACUCGCCCACGUCCACGCUCAGCUUCUCCUCUGACAGCGCGGCGGCGGUGGCGCUCGCGUCCGCCGUCCUCGAGGCCGCCGCCGCGCGCGCCGCCAUGCAACCCAUGCAGCAGGCGUACGAGGACGCGUGCAAGGAGCAGCAGCAGCACUGGGGUGAUCAUCACGUCGACGCCGCGGGCUUCCCGGGGUCCGGGUUCACCGGGAUGCUUCUGGACGGUUCUCUGAACCAGAACCCGAGGGCGGGGGACGACGACGCUCGUGAUCAGGCGGAUGUCGUUGUCGAGGUGCACGAUACGGAGGAGGAGAAGAACUACUGGAACAGCAUACUGAGCCUGGUGAACUCGUCGGCGUCGUCCGUGGUCGUGCCCGCCGGCCACGAGGCGUAUUCGCCGGCGCCGGAGUUCUGAGUUGUGGGGACUCUAGACAUGGAUGCUUGCUUGCCUCCCUGCCUGCCUGCAUGCAGCCAGCGGGCGCACAUGAUGACACAGUAAAUAGUUAGUGGUGAACACUGGUGAUCGUGGAAUAAGAUGGGGACUAAUUAAUUAAUGCUGGUAGCUGUUAAUCAUGUUCUUGGGUUUUUAUCUGACAGGUGCUCUGAUUAAACUGUGAGCUAGAAGGACGGUCGUUGCAUUGAUGUUGGAAACUUGGAAUUUGUUGCGCUAUUUCGUUCCGCCAAGUUUCUUACAUGUUGUGCAAAACUAUACGACUAUAAUCUCUAGUCUUCUACUAUUUGGAAUUGUUGUAGUUUUACAGCCAGUUUCAUCGGCCUAUAUAGUGGGUGCUAAUCAAACUUGUUACGGAAUCGAUCGUCCUACCCUGCAUUUAUAAAUCCUGUGACUUUUUUUA
Messenger RNA from Brachypodium distachyon (stiff brome), 1766 nucleotides. RefSeq names its product transcription factor MYB106. NCBI's taxonomy places the organism in Eukaryota, Viridiplantae, Streptophyta, Magnoliopsida, Poales, Poaceae. The record is from RefSeq and is a predicted model, not a curated record. The coding region runs from base 302 to 1327 and encodes 341 amino acids. The transcript has 3 exons.